Messenger RNA from Verticillium alfalfae VaMs.102, 879 nucleotides. RefSeq lists its product as hypothetical. The transcript has 2 exons. Bases 1 to 879 code for a protein of 292 amino acids. Lineage: Eukaryota; Fungi; Ascomycota; Sordariomycetes; Glomerellales; Plectosphaerellaceae. Gene Ontology annotation, cellular component: COP9 signalosome. The record is from RefSeq and is a predicted model, not a curated record.
AUGGGUCAGCACAACGGCCGUGAAGUCACCAUCGAGCACGCCUUUGACUGCCAUGUUGCCCCGUCCCCCGACACGCCCUACAAAUACAGUCUGGACCUGCCUAGAGUGCUUGGACGGAUAGAGCAGACAACUUAUGAAGUCGACGACGCCGCUAAAGCCGCCGAUACGGAAGGCGACAAGACGAUGGAAGACGGCGAGUCUACGCUGAAGCUCCGCUUCCGCGAGCUGGGCUAUACAGUCGAGACGGGCGAGGCCGAGAUGAUCAGCAUGGACUUUGUGGCGCGGGGCAGCGGAACGGCUACCGCCGUCGAGCCCCCUAAGGAGAAGCAGAAGGGAAAGGACGUCAACACCGCCGGCGGAAAGGGCAAGCAAAAAGCCGACAGCCUCCUCCCGGUAGAGGAUGACGCGACGCUGACGCCGGAGGAAGAAGAGAUGAUCGCCGCGCUGACGGCCAAGGCCAAUGCGACCAAGAUGCUCUUGUCACGCAUCCACCUCAUCAUGACCUACCUCGAGCGUCUGCCCGCGGCGUACGUCUCGGGCAAGGAAAUGUCUGCACAACCUGCAGGCGACCACGAGACGACGCCGUCGAAUACAAUUUUGCGACAGAUUCACGCACUCGUCGGCCGACUGGACCUGGUUGAGCCGUCGGAUGUUGAGGCCUUCCGGAGGGAGGUGGUAUGCGAGCAGAACGACGUCCACCUCGUCUCCCUCCUCAAUGACGUCAUGCAGAGCGUGCAGGAAGUGCGGUCCAUGGGUCGCAAAUUCGACGUUGUCGACUCGGCCAAGGCCCGCGACCAGCGGAAUAGGACACCCUGGGAGAUGUCCACGGGUAGGCCUAGCCCUUACGGUAUCCAGGGCGCUGGGGACAUCAUGUUUUGA